AUGGCAUCUUCCGGUGACGGUAUAGCGGUAGGAACAGGUUCACCAUGUGGUGCAUGCAAGUUCUUGAGGACCAACUGUGCAUCAGAUUGUAUAUUUGCACCGUACUUCUCACCGGAGCAAGGAACAGCAAGAUUCGCAGCUAUUCACAAGGUGUUUGGAGCAAGCAACGUCUCUAAGCUCUUGCUUAAUAUGUUCCAAUCCAUGAUCGAUGUGAAGCUAUUGCCACCAUCGCCUACGAAGCUCAAGCGCGUCUUCAUGACCUUGUUUAUGGUUGUGUCUCUCAUAUCUUUGCCCUCCAACAAGAGGUAA
Messenger RNA from Arabis nemorensis, 309 nucleotides. NCBI's taxonomy places the organism in Eukaryota, Viridiplantae, Streptophyta, Magnoliopsida, Brassicales, Brassicaceae. The record is from the annotation of a GenBank genome assembly.